Molecule: messenger RNA, 1187 nt
Organism: Anoplopoma fimbria (sablefish)
Lineage: Eukaryota; Metazoa; Chordata; Actinopteri; Perciformes; Anoplopomatidae
Gene: dmac2l
Product: distal membrane arm assembly component 2 like
Exons: 5
Coding region: 59-649 (196 amino acids)
Source: RefSeq, a predicted model, not a curated record
GGUCACAGCGAUGGACGCGUCUCAAACGUAAACAGUGCUGCUCGUUUGGAGGGCAGAUAUGAAGCUUCUAUCCAGAGCAGUGCAGUCUGCUGUGGGUCAGAGGGAGUGGAGCCGCAGACACUUCUGGGGCUGGCUCAAUGCAGUGUUCAACAAGGUGGACUACGAAAGGAUCAAAGCUGUUGGUCCGGACCGAGCCGCAGCAGAGUGGCUGCUGAGAUGUGGUGCCAAAGUGAGGUUUCAGGGUUUCGAUCGCUGGCAGCACGACUACAACGGACUGCCAACUGGGCCUCUGGGCCGAUACAAGAUCCAGGCGAUUGACGCCACUGAGUCCUGCAUCAUGUACAGAGGGUUUGACCACCUGGAUGGUUUGAAACAUUUGGAGGAAAUCAAGUUCAACAAGUGUAGCUACAUCGAGGACACCUGUCUGGAGAGGCUGAGCUCCUUAGAGAAUCUGCAGGAGAGUAUGAACACGAUGGAGGUGGUGUCGUGUGGAAAUGUGACCGACAAGGGCCUCAUCGCCCUGCACCAGCUCAAGAAUCUGGAGUAUCUGUUUCUCAGUGAUCUUCCGGGGAUCCAAGACAGACAGACGACAGUCGACAGACUGAAGACGGCACUCCCACGUCUGGACGUAUCACUUGACCUUGACUGAUUGAGAAACAACUCCCUGUUAGUCAUAGUCGUAAAAGUAUGGACGCCCUUUUUAUUUUAUUUUCAAAGGACCCAGAGGCUGAUGAGCUUAUUUUGUUCAGAAUGUGUUUAUUUCAUUAAUCAUUAAGUCGUGUGGAGUCGUGUCACCUUUCUGCUUGAGAUAAUCAAGCUUUGAUGAAGAAACAGACCAGCAAAGAGGAAAAUUAAAGCACUUUAUAUAGUUGACACCACUUUUUCUCCAUAGAUUUAACUAUAUUGUAGUUUAUUAUAUUCUCAAGAUAUUAAAGGUAACUUCAUAUGUGGGUACAAAGAGAAAAAACAACUUGUUUAAAUGCAAAGGACUCUGAGUCCUUGAAAUCAUUUUUUCUUUAGAUUGUUUUGGCAUUUGUACAAUAUCUGAGGACAGACAGAUGGCUGUGAACAUUCUUAGCACCAAAGUUCCAGAGACGAUAAGUACAAUAUGUGUAUUGUUACUGCGUUAUGCUAGAAAAUGUGGGUUAAAGGAAUAUUCACUCCUGACGUCAAUAAAUAGUUUCAGA